Molecule: messenger RNA, 588 nt
Organism: Klebsormidium nitens
Lineage: Eukaryota; Viridiplantae; Streptophyta; Klebsormidiophyceae; Klebsormidiales; Klebsormidiaceae
Source: the annotation of a GenBank genome assembly
AUGACGAUUCUGUUACGUCCUCUGACGCAAAAGGAGGGAAGCACAGACACAGAAAAGAACACCCUAAGUCAGAAGAAGAGCUUUCAAAGAGAUGAGGGAAGCAGCGAGCAUUCAGGAUUGAGCUCAAUUUUGUAUACGCCCGAAGGUGCUGCAACCGUCCGAGAAAACGCAGAGCCGCUUGAGAAAAGGGGAAUAGCUGAGGGGACUGAAAAGGGGUUGGAAACGGAACGGAAGUCGGGGGGAAAGACCGGAACGGAUACGGAGGCAGAUACGGAAAGCGGCCUGAAAGUGCGAGUAAUUCAAGACGGACUAAAGGGAUCCCUCCACGAAGAACCGGGCUUCGUGCGCUGGCGCGACUGCGUCAUCCUCUUCGGUUCGUUCAACGUCAGCAGGGAGCAAGCCCCGGUUCUAGUUGCCGCGCACUCCUGGUCAAUAGCGCUCGGCAGCACUCGAACCACGAUCUACAACCUGACGACCGGUGACGUCACAACCGGGCCGGAUUUUCGGUGCUCAUGCACCACCCGGCCGCGGCACUUUCCCCCGGGGGGGUGGUCCAUCUCGUCGGGAGCUCCGAUUGGAGCGACAUGA